Messenger RNA from Capronia coronata CBS 617.96, 2469 nucleotides. RefSeq lists its product as uncharacterized. The record is from RefSeq and is a predicted model, not a curated record. Gene Ontology annotation, cellular component: chromatin. The transcript is spliced from 5 exons. Gene Ontology annotation, biological process: regulation of transcription by RNA polymerase II; DNA-templated transcription. Gene Ontology annotation, molecular function: RNA polymerase II cis-regulatory region sequence-specific DNA binding; DNA-binding transcription factor activity, RNA polymerase II-specific; zinc ion binding. Bases 1 to 2469 code for a protein of 822 amino acids. NCBI's taxonomy places the organism in Eukaryota, Fungi, Ascomycota, Eurotiomycetes, Chaetothyriales, Herpotrichiellaceae.
AUGCCGGCGGAUGAGCACCAUCAUCCGAUGGUUCAGCAACAAAACAUCAGGCGAUCUUCAACAUUCCCACACGCCGACCAUGACUUGAGCACAAUUGGCCGAGGUGAGCCUUUGUCCGAAUUAGGCAGCAACGUCGAGACACACGGCAGCGAUGCUGCAGAAGAUGGGGACACGGUCACCAUUGUAGUAGAUGAGCCAUCGAACCAAACUACGGGGUCGAUGUCGAGUUCUCAAGCACCACUUUGGCAGAAAAUACAUCAUCCAGGGCCACUGCUAUCUCACCCCACAGAGGAUGUGUCUCGGGGGCAACCGUCAUUGCCUGGAUGGGACCCGUCCGCUGUUCGGAGCUCCGCCGUGCAUUCUCCCAAUGGCUUGUCUUUGCCAUCUCAGGUCUCCGGCGUGGAUAAGUACAAUGCAAACUUCAUGCUCGACACGGACUUUGGUACCUACGGCUAUCUGACUCCCGGCGUACUGGAUCUUUUGGACUUUGCAACCCCUCAGCCACCCUCGUCGUAUACUCCUCACCCCCAGGACAGGCAAGUUGAGAGAUCAUGUGAUAAACCAGAAGUCCUUUUUUCGGGUCAUCAAGUGCAGCGCAUGCGCCAGCUGUGGUAUGAUCGACGACCGGCGUCCGGCAUGCAGAUGGUACGAUCAAUGUGGCAUGUUGUCGUGCAGUAUGAAGCGGACAAUAUCUUCUCAAGGGCCAAGACUUCUCAGCAAAGCUGCCCAGAGUCACUGUCCCAAAGUGAUCUAAACUCUCAAUGGCAUCUCGACGACGAAAGCAGAGGGAGGAUGACCGAUUUCUGCAAUGAGCUCGACAAGAACUUUUACCACGAAGAUCUGGCUAAGCUCACACCUCAGUCUGCACCGCGUGCCUCAAGUUCCGAAGCUGGGUCAGGAAGUACAUUACCAUGGUCCUCAGCAGAUGGAUUCCCGACGAAGGAAAUUCUCAAUGCAAGCCUGGAAUUGUUCUUCCACUGUUCGCAUUUGCCGUUUUUACACAAGGCUACCUUUGACGCAACGUCCGUCCCAGAGCCUCUAUUGCUGGCAGUCUGCCUGCUUGGGCUUUCGAGCCUGCAUCCGGAACGCUCCAAAAGCUUUGUUCUCCGAUACUACAAUAGACUGAUGCAUUUCUGUCGUAAUGAUCUAACGACGAAGACGGUGGAUCGGUGUAAGCCAUGGGAGCUUCUGGUGGCAAUAGCUACGACUUUACUGGUCGUAUAUCUUGCCUUGGGUCACUUGGAAGAGCUCGAUGAAUCCCAGGCGCAUGGGCUCACCAUCCAAAUGCUUCAUGUCGCCGAGAGACAUGGUCUUUUUGCUGCAUCUUGUAGCGAUGACCUCAUCCUACAAUUGCAAGCGACCCCGGAUGAGCAAGAGGUUUCGUGGAAAGCCUGGUGUCGUGCAGAGUCCAUCAAGCGUAUGAUUUCCUGCCUUCUGUGGAUGGAUCUGGCAUAUGCCCGCAUCAUGGGUGGCCCGGGGAUGGUAGACAUUGACAAAGUCGACCUUCAUCUACCAUGCGAGGCCGCCCUUUUCGAUGCUCCAAGCUCCAACCGUUUUCUCCUUCUCCAAGCAGGACAACACGGAGCCCAGCUGAUGAUGCCACGGAUGCGGGUACACAUGUUCCAUGCAAAUCCACCUGCCACCCUCACUCACAUGUCGAUGGAGACCUUACUGGUUGCGCUGUACCUGCAGACAGUCGCCAUUCGCCACAAGUGGCAUACUCCAGACCACAGAGCCCGCAUUUGCAGCCAUGAGGAGACCUUGUUCGCCGACGGCAAGGCCAAUGGCAUCAUUGCGUCUCUUCUGCUGUUGCCAUCACGGUACGCCAAGUUAUUCCGACAGCGGCACCGAGUGACCGCAUUUGCAUGGAACAACGUUUGCAUCGCUCUCACCACAGAUCUGAGUCUUUUGGAGACUGCCGCUGGCCGGGAGGGCAUUGAUACGGCUCAAGUUGCGAUGCAUGCCGUUACCAGGUGGUCCGAGACACCUAGAGCCCGAAGAGCUGUAUUGCACGCAGCACAAAUAUUUGACAUCUUAUCUUCAUCACGAUUCAGCGAGUGGAACAUCGCAAGGCCAGAUCUGCUGCUGUUCCAAUCGGCCCUCCUCCUCAGCAUGUAUCUCUUCGUGUUCAAGCACGAAACCGAUCACCAUGAUAGUCCGGCAUUCGAGCUUCUCCAAGACGUUGACUGGACAGUGGUUGGAGCAGAGGGAAUUGGCAGCCCAACCCAGACUGCGCCAGGGAGUCCCGGAACGACCUGUUCAAGUCCAUCAGGAUCAGGCUACGCAGCACGCAACUUCAUACGCCAAGGUGGGCCGAUAUCUUUCUCUGGAGAGGCUCUGAGUCCUGGUGGUGUCACUGCCAGGAAGAUACUGCUAAACUAUGUGCACCUACUGGACGAUAUCGGCAAGUAUAGUGGCUCGAUCUAUUCACAGUUAUUGAGGACGAUGAGUGAUUGUGUGAUUGAGUGA